Jaminaea rosea is the source of this 2316-nucleotide messenger RNA. RefSeq lists its product as hypothetical. The annotation marks the transcript as partial. Gene Ontology annotation, biological process: exocytosis; Golgi to plasma membrane transport; intracellular protein localization. Gene Ontology annotation, cellular component: exocyst. The transcript is spliced from 3 exons. Lineage: Eukaryota; Fungi; Basidiomycota; Exobasidiomycetes; Microstromatales. The record is from RefSeq and is a predicted model, not a curated record.
AUGUCUCGCUCCUUGCGAUCACGGCCACUCACUCUGUACGAUGCCUCUGGAUCGUCAAUCCCUCCUGUCCCCGAGGCGGGCGCCGGCCAGCCAUCGGUACCCUCACGCUCAACCUCGAACCAUCCAAGCAAGCAACACCACCGCAAUGACAGUCGAGAUCAGAAUCAGCAAUCUUCCUCAUCUUCCAAGAGCAAGCUCAAGAAGGCAUCGCAAGUAGGCUCAAACCUCAAGAAGCGACUCAGUACACGAUAUGGCGACGAUGAUCAUGAGCAGGCUGCCGCUGAUCAGGCCGCUAUGCCUGUGGCUCCUUCAAUGGGUUCACUGGCUCCACCCGUCGCAAGGCAACGGCAUUUGGAACCUCCGUCUUCGUCAGCGAUGACGAAGCAUAGCGGCUCAUCCUUAUCCUCCGCAGCAGCUUCAGGCAGUGGUGCCUCUUCCUCGUCACGCAAGCCCACGUUGGCAUGGCCCAACUCCUCGCUCCGCUCCCUCCUCGACUCCACUCGCUCUCAGGGCCUACGAGACCUCAUCGACCUCGAUUCUCUCCGAGCUGCCCCCGAGCAGUUCGAUAGUAUCGACUAUCUGCGCUUGCAUCUCCCAUCGCACGUCCCUCCAGCAACCUUCUCGAGCACCAUGUCACAAGCUCGCUCCGCAGCUCAGGCAGAUGUCAAGGCCCAGAUCUUCGAGAACUACACCGACUUUAUCGCCGUCUCGAGCCAGGUCGGGGCGCUCGAGAACGAGAUCAUCGAGCUCAAGAGCCUCUUGGCCGAAUGGAGGCAAAUGCCGCGCUUGUUGGAAAGACAUGAUGAGAGUGCGGGAAAGAGUAGCUCAAGCUUGCUGGCGGCAGCAGCCGCGUCCGCAGGAGGAGCAGGAGGCAAACGCACCUCGGUGCUGUCGCUACAGCAGCUCUAUCGGGCCCAACUCACCGCGCUGUGGGAGGGGAUCUCCAACUCGCAGAAGUUGAUCCCGUACAAGCCAGGCCGACACCUCAUUGCGGAAGCGCCAGAUUUCUUGGAGCUAAACGCAGCAACCUAUCGACCUGUACGCAAUGUCGCUCUCUUCCUCCUCGACGACUGUUUGCUCAUAGCAAGUCGCCGGAAAGCACGGAUGAGCACAAGGGUCAAGCUUGAGGCGGAGCGUUGUUUCUCUCUAGGCGAGAUAGUCGUCGUCGAUCUCAAGGACUCCAAGGGCCGGAGCGGGUCCUCCAAAUCAUCUUCGGGAGACGUCGAUGCAGCGGGAUCGGGCGGGAUCAAGGACUCGAUCAAGAUCAAGCGUGGCAAAGAGACGUUCGUCUACCGAGCAGAGAAGGCGGAGAGCAAGCGCGCAUUACUCAAUGCCUUCAGAACGGUAGCGGAGGAUCUGGCUAGUAGGAAGAAGAGGGAGAAGGCUGGAGGUACUACGGGAGGGUACGAUGACGGGCUGACGGUUCCUGGCGGUCCGGGUGGGGGCGAUUCGAGACGACAAUCCAUCUACGCAGGUAUGGCGUUCGAUCACCGUGGUCCGCCCUCCUCAUCAGGCAUGGUGGCUUCACCGAGCAACUCCUCUUCCCUGCUCGAGCUGACAGAAGAGGAUGGCGACAAUGCUGCGGGUGGGGUGAUGCGUCUAGCAUCUGAGCGCCUCAAACACGACAGGCUCGAUCCUACGCGCUGGCUCAACGAAUGGUCCGACUCCCUUGCCGUCGAUAUUGCUCUGCGACGUUGGGCCGAAGCUACGGAGAAGGUCGGCAAGGGCAAAGCGAUGCUUUCCACGUAUGCUUCUUCCUCCAGCAGCACCGGCGGGGGAUCAGGAGGCAUCGACGCAACAAUGCACGCCGUCUUGUCUGCCCGGCUGGCUACGCACACCUCUGCCCUCGUCUCCUCCCUUCUCGGCGUCCUCCGCUCCCCAUCCACGCUCCGCAAGUCCACCCUAAUCAGCACUGCGGCCCACCUGACCUCUUUGGGCUACUCAAGCAUCGCCCGUCAGGUCUUCCUCUCCACACGCGAUGAAAGUCUCCGCCGACGCAAGCGAGCAAUCAAGUUCGAGGGGGAUACGGAGCUGUACGUCUCCGAGUUGGGCAUGGUCGUUUUCGGUACGGUCCGCAACACGAGCGAAUGGUUCAUGUCCGCUUGGAAGGAGGCAGGGCUUGCAUCCGGAUUUGUGCGCUGGGCAUUGGGACAGGUCCAUGGCUUUGCGGUGACGUUCAGGAGGCAGGUGUAUGGGAGACGAGGAGAUGACAGUGUUGCUGAGAGGGCCAGGAGGGUGGCGAUGGAAAGUGCGCAGCAGUUGAAGGACGUCGGAUUGGACUUCACUUUCGUGCUCGAGGAGUUGCUGAAGAGUGAG